Molecule: messenger RNA, 1541 nt
Organism: Prorocentrum cordatum
Lineage: Eukaryota; Dinophyceae; Prorocentrales; Prorocentraceae
Source: the annotation of a GenBank genome assembly
AAGUCUUGGCCCCAUCUUCUGCUUUCACCUGGCCCCCCCCUCCUGUCCGCGCGCACGCCUCGGAUCUUGGUGCGCCAUUCCCCUUCUUCCACGGCCCCCCUUCUUGCUUGGAUGCCCCCGACGUCAUGAUUUUUUGGUCCCCAACGCCUACCCCCCCCCGAGUAUCAGUCUCGGACCACUUCCCAGGACCGGCUCUUCAUCCUGAGUCGUUUCCGGACGGUCCCGGGGGCCGUGCGAGGGACCCAGAGGCCGAAGAUCGGCCAAAACCGUCCGUCGUGUUUGCUUCCCCCCCGCUAUCUGCCCCGCCCCUCGUGGGGAGGCCCUCAGGCGAGUGGCCGCUCGACCGUCAGUGCAUCCUGCGGCUGCCGGUGGACCUGGCGGAGCGGGCCCGCGGCUGCCUGCAGCCUGGCGCUGCGCCGGGCCUGGACCUCAGCCUGAGGCCCGCGCCGGCCAGAGACGAGCCCGGCGCCCCCAACGGCCGGCUUUUCGACGUCAGCGCGUUCGGCGAGAGCCUCCACGGCACGCUCGUGGACCUGCCGUGCGCCGUCGAGAGCCACCUGCUGCUGCCAGCGCCACCGCGGGCCCCUGACGCCGCAGGAGCCUCCGGGGGCGCCGCGGGCAGCGGCACGGCCUACAAGGCCGCGGACGUCUGGCAGAUGCUGGUGGUGCACCGGGAGCCCGAUCUGCCCGGCGUCUGCGCCGGCCCGGGCGGCGCCCUGGAGUGGCCGUCUGGCCUCACGCCGCCCACGCGGCGCAUCCGCGCGCGCAAGUUCCGCCGGCGGCCACCGGCGGGCUCCGAGUUUGCGCCGGCGCGGAUCGCGGAGGCCGUGGCCGCCCUCAAGGAGCGCAUGGCGAACGCGCCGUACUCCUACGAGGUGCUGGAGGAGGUGGACGAGGCGACCUGGCAGGAGGUGCUGCGCACACAGCCGGAGAACGUGUACAAGCCGCCCGCCCAGGAGGCCCCCCCCGCCGCCCGCGGGCGCGGGCGCCCCGCCGCAGCACCGGCAGCCGCGGCCCACGCCCGGAGCCAGGCGUCGGCCGCCCGGUCGGCAGGCAGCGCCUGCAGCGGCCCCCGCAGCGCCGCGGGCGGCAAGCGCCGCGCCGGCGCGGCGAGCGGUGCGGCGAGCGGCGCGGCGAGCGGUGAGGGCGGCCCGGGAGCGGCGCCGGCGGGCGCCGGCAGGGUGAUCAAGCUGCGCCGCCGGGGCAGCAUGACAGGCAACAUGCCGCCCCUCCCUGGGCCCGGCAAGAUGAAGUGCCAAGUGAUCGCAUGGUGCCUGCACGAUGUUGCCGCAGAGGAACACCUCGCGCUGAGCACGCGCCUGACCGCCUCGCUGGAGGAGGAGAUGGAGUUCCGGCUGGAGCGGCAGCGCGUGCGGACCCUCCUCGCGGAGACCCAGCAGGCGGCGGCGGCCCUGCGGGCCCGCUCUGACCAGCUGGAGGCGGAGGCGGCGCGGGCCGCCCCCGGCCCGCAGCGCCUUGGGCACGCGCCUGCGUUCGCCGGCGCUGUCGAUGAAGACAUGGUUACGCCAGUUGGCCCUUAA